Molecule: messenger RNA, 2607 nt
Organism: Amphibalanus amphitrite
Lineage: Eukaryota; Metazoa; Arthropoda; Thecostraca; Balanomorpha; Balanidae
Product: dedicator of cytokinesis protein 3-like
Exons: 19
Coding region: 1-2607 (868 amino acids)
Biological process (GO): small GTPase-mediated signal transduction
Cellular component (GO): cytoplasm; plasma membrane
Molecular function (GO): guanyl-nucleotide exchange factor activity; small GTPase binding
Source: RefSeq, a predicted model, not a curated record
AUGGUGGGCAGGGGCUGGCUGUACCGCGCGUGCGGCAUCGUCAGUAUCAGAGUCAGGCAUGACGAGUCAGAGUGGGCAGGGUCGGUGUACGGGUGGCCGGGCUGCGUCCGCCACGGCCUGCCUCUGACAGUCGGCGAUACAGUGCACAUUCUGGAGGAGAGUGGUGGCUGGUACCGCGGGUACACGGCCAGGAACAGACACCAGAGGGGCAUCUUCCCCGCCAGCUAUGUCCGUGUCAAACGCGGCAGGCCGGACAGCGACGGACCCCAGAGCCGUCCUCUCCCGGCAGAGGAUGAGGUGGCCACAGAGGUGACACAAGUGCUGCGAGAAUGGAGCCACCGCUGGAAACAGCUCUACUUGGAGCGCGACACCCAGGAGGUCUCCUCGCUGUGGAAGGUGAUGCACGAACUGCUCGACUGGCGGCGUCAGCUCAUCACGGGAACACUCACCCAGGACCAGACCCGCGAGCUGCGGCUCCGAGCCACCGCCAAGGUCGACUGGGGAAACAGGCGGCUGGGUCUGGACCUUGUGCCCCGCAUGGACGGCUGUAUGGUGGACCCCGAGACCAUCUCCGUCGUCGACCUGCACCGCGUGCAUUCGCAAAGUCUGGAAACGUCACAAGGGAUGUCGAUACGGGGCACGCUCCGUAAGAAGAAGCCAGCCGAGCCGACGGUGACCAAUCACAACCUGCACCUGUCUGUGAGCGAGUUCUGCUACCCUAUCGUCGAAGACGUGGAGCUCGACUUCUCCCUGUACGACGCCAAGCGCGCCAGGUUUAUCAGCGAACGAUUUGUGGUUUUGAUAUCAAGAGAUGGCGUCAAGCCUUUCUGCAACAAGUCUGCCAACAAUUCCUCAGCCGUCUUUACGGACCUGGGUGACGUGGACCACGCGCCGGACCUGCACCUGGUGGUGCGCGCGCUCCGACUGGGUCGCAUGUUUCCGGCCGAGUCCGGGCGCCGCGCGGGGCCCCAGCGGCUGCGACGGCCGCUGGGCUGCGCGGCCGUCUGUCUGUGGGAUGUUCUGGGAGGACGGGAGGCGACUGAACGCCAGCUCACCGUGCGGCUGCAGCAGGCAGAGGAGAGGGAGUUCGGCCAGCUGCACGAGCUCAUCAUCCGACAGGCCAGCAAGCUGAGCCCGCUCUCCGGACAGGGCAGCUACGGUUUGUCUCUGUCGCUGCGGCUUCUGAACGGCAGCCAAUCGCACCUGGUGCGGGACCAUCCCCUCCUGCUGAAACACGCUGCCAUCGCCAGAAAACUCGGCUUUCCGGACGUCAUCAUGCCGGGAGAUGUCAGGAACGACCUGUACCUGACGCUGGACCGUGCCGAGUUUGAGAGGGGCGGCAAGUCGACCGGCAAGAACAUCGAGGUGGCGGUGAUGGUGGUGCGCGCCGACGGACGCCUGGUGGAGGACUGUAUUGUGAGCGCCGCCGGCCAGCCGGGUACCCAGCGGUACAGCUCGACAGUGCUGUACCACAACAACACUCCGCGCUGGGCCGACACCAUCCGGCUGGCGGUGCCCAUCGAGCUGUUCGGCGCCGCCCACGUGCGACUCGAGUUCAGCCACUGCUCUAGCACCAAGGAGCGCGCCGAGCAGAAGCUGUUUGCGUUCGCGUUCGCUCGGCUGAUGGACGAUGAAGGGGCGACGAUCGGCGACGGACUGCGUCAGCUCUGCGUCUAUAAAUGUGACGACAGGAACAAACUGCUGAACCCGGCGUCGUACCUGAACCUGGCGUGGCACUCGGGUCAGGCGGAGGUGGCAGUCAGUGGAAACCACCACUUUAAUCGGUCGGCUCGCGAAUCUGUCUGGGUCCAGACUCAGCUCUGCUCCACCAAACUCACACAGAACGGCGACCUGCUGUCGCUGCUGAAGUGGCGGCAGCACCCGGAACGGAUCGCCGACACGCUCAGCCGCGUCAUGAAGCUGAAGGGAGAGGAGGUGAUGAAGUUCCUGCAGGACGUGCUGGAUGCACUGUUCGCCAUGUUCUCCAACGACGACGGCACGGCUACGCAGCACUCGGGACUGGUGUUUCAGGCCCUGGUCAGCAUCUUCAGUCACUUGCAGGACAACAGGUUCGAGCACUUCCGACCCGUGCUCGAGGCCUACGUCAGCGGACAUUUCGCAGCAGCUCUGGUCUACAAGGGUCUGGUGAGCUGCGUGCGCCACUACGCCGAGCAGGUGUCGGUGGCGGAGCGCCAGGAGCCGCUGGCGCGCUGUUUUCGCGCGCUCGAGCUCGUCUUCCAGUUUGUGGUCCGCUCGCGCCAGCUGCUGGCGCGGCAGAGCGGCGGCGGGUCAGACGACACGUUCAGGGUCGACCUGGCUGAGCUGUUUAACGUGUUCAAUAGGACACUGUCCAGCGCGACGUCAGACGCUGCCGUCAGCACUCAGGUGGCGCUGCUGUCGUCGGUGCCGGCCGUCUGCGACCGUCUGGCCGCAGUGGUGCCGGCUGCCGAUCUGGCCCGCCGGCUCUCCCUCAUGUUCGAGGCCCUGCCGCGCGACCCCCAGACGUGCGUCACGCAGGCCAAGCUGAAGGCGAUGCAGGCCACAGCCGGAUCGCAGCUGUUUCAGGACAGAGGUGAGAAUCAGAGGUCAACGGCAGGGGUCAGUUAG